Molecule: messenger RNA, 1171 nt
Organism: Rubroshorea leprosula
Lineage: Eukaryota; Viridiplantae; Streptophyta; Magnoliopsida; Malvales; Dipterocarpaceae
Source: the annotation of a GenBank genome assembly
AUGGUAAUUUACGACUAUACAGUCUCGUAGAGACAGAUGAGUCAUGGGUUGUUACUUGGCAAGCUUUUGAAGAACCAUGGCCUUUGCAGAGCAAACAGCCUGUGCAAGUAUGACAAUAUUCUGGAGUUUAUAGAUUCUUGCAACGAAAGUGAGUUUGGUUUUGUCAAACUUAGUCAUGUUGAAUUCUACGGUUACGAUAAGGGUUACCUCCGGUUUAGUACCUUAAAGGGAUGUGAAGAAGAAUGCUUGAAAUUGGGUGAUUACAAAGGUUUCCAGUUUAAAAGUGAUGAAGAGAACAAAGCAACAGGCCAUGGAUACUUACAGGCGGCAACUGGAUUGAGAAGAUACACUUAUUGUGAGCUUGAAAGGGCAACCAAUGGUUUCAGUGAAGAAGUAGGAAGAGGUGGCACCAGAAUUGUGUACAAAGGGGUGUUGCCUGACCACCGCAUUGCUGCAAUCAAGCAUCUGCAUGAGGCUGGCCAAGGAGAAGCAGAGUUCCCCACGGAAAGUGUUUUGGAAUGGAUUCUGCACCGUGAUAUUACGCGACAGAAUACACUCCUGGACUCCAAUUUCCAACCAAAGGUAGCAAACUUUGGGCUGUCUAAGCUGCUAAACCGAGGUGGUCUCAAUAGCUCAGGUUUCUCGAGUAUAAGAGGAACAAGAGGCUACGUGGCUCCUGAGUGGGUUUACAAUUUUCCAAUUACCUCCAAAGUAGAUGUUUUUAGCUAUGGAAUUGUAGUUAUGGAGAUGGUGACCGGAGAGAGCUUAACUGGAGCUCAAAUUGUCGACAAUAAUGGAGAUCAGGUGGUGAAGCAUGGGAGGUUGGUUCCAUGGCUGAGGGAGAAGGUAAUUGGAGCAGCUUCGAGAGAGACAUGGAUCGAAGAGGUUGCAGGUCCCAUGUUGGCCUACGAUUCUGACAUUGAUAAGAUGAAACUUCUGGUUAAAAUGUCCUUGCGAUGUGUGGAAGAGAACAUGGAUGCAAGACCCACCAUGAGAUAAGUUGUGCAGACGCUUUCAUAUAAUAAGGAUGAAACUUCAAAGUUCCUGUAGGUUUCCUGAGACAAGCUCUUGUGCUUAUUUUGCUGUUAUUUUGUUUGCUUUUAUUAUUCAUAGAUUUAUUUUUUUUUAAUUUUUAAUUCAAGAAAUAAAGUUAUAAAAAUACAUUUACUGA